AUGAAACUAACAGAAAUACCAGAAACAACACCAGGAGCAACAUCAAAUAACACUGAUGAUGACACUAAAGACACCAGUGAUGAUAUGGACAACACCAGCAAUAACAUAAUGCCACCAGUGAUGGCAUGGCCUGAAAAAA
This is a messenger RNA of Ambispora leptoticha, 139 nucleotides long. The record is from the annotation of a GenBank genome assembly. Lineage: Eukaryota; Fungi; Glomeromycota; Glomeromycetes; Archaeosporales; Ambisporaceae.